UACAUAUACUUUGUCGUCAAUAUUUUCCUUCCUUUCGGAGAAUUAUUUAUUUUUUUCAAUACAUUGCUUAAUUUAGUCCCUUACGAAUCCGGAAGUUAAACUUUUUUAAAAUUUCAACUGCAAUCGACUUGAGAACUCCAUCAAUCCAUUUAAAUAAAGAUAUCGCCGACCCAAUUCAACCAGAGUAGAAACGAAUAGAAGCAACAAAACCAAAGUGAAAAUAAAACAUUCUAACGAGUUUACAAAAAAAAAUCGAAAGAUCAUUUAAAAGUCAUUGCGAAUAUUUUCAAAAUUUCAAAAUCGUAAAUCCUUGCGCCAUACUACAUCGUAUGCACCGCAAAACCCUGACGUAUCGCGGCUACCGCGCAAUUUGACUUCCAAAGCCACCACCCGACGCAGGCGUCUAGGCAAACAAAAGCUGCAAACUCUACACCAUUGCAGCGCUUUCAACUCCAAUUCCAAUACGAAGCAAAUACAAAUGAGAAACAGCUAAUUCACUAAUAGAGAUUGCUGCCGUUUGAACGUAAAGCAGAUAAUAAAGUCCAAUUUUAUUGAAGUUCCUCUCAGAUAACUUGUGGCGGUACAAACUGGUAAAAACUCUCAGUUGAAACAUAGUCCGUUGAAUUCAUCAAAUAAAUAUGGCAAAUCUGUCGAUUCGCGCACGUGACAAUUUUCUGGUCAAUAACAACAAUCAGCACAUGCACGACGAGGGUGUUGUGAUGCCCGAGAUCGAUAAUGAUGUAGGCGAUGAGGAUAUGGACGAUCCGUUGACGCUGAGCAGCCCUAAACGUUCGCUCAAUCCCACCAUGAGUGAUAAUGCGCUCAACACACUGAACGAGCUGCGGCGCAACAAAUUACUCUGUGAUGCAGUGAUUUCGGUGUCGGAUGACUCCUUCAAUGUACAUCGUGCCAUUAUGAGCGCCUCCAGUUCGUAUUUUAGGGCCCAGUUUACUGGCUUUAAUUCAAACAUGUCACCGUCGAAAAGUGAUGAAAAUCGGACAGUGCAUAUACCGGGUAUGAGUGGAGCUAUUAUGGAGGAGUUGAUUCAAUAUGCCUACCUGCGCAAGUGCACCAUCAAUGCGGACAAUGUGCAUGAGCUGCUCAUAUCGGCCGAUUAUGUGGGUAUGAUUGGGCUGGUGACGCUGUGCAAGCAAUAUCUCGCAUCGAUGCUAACCCCACAAAACUGUGUCAGCAUAAUGGGAUUCGCCAGAUUUCGUUUUCUCGAUGAUUUGUAUGUCAAAGCGCGAAACUAUCUGCUGCGCUAUUUCACUGAGGUUGCCGCUAAAAAUAAAGACAUACUCGAAAUCGGUUUAAAGGAUUUCUAUGACAUCAUUAGCGACGAUGAACUGAAUACACGGGAGGAGGACCAUGUGUGGAAGUUGUGUAUCAAGUGGAUCGAUCACGACCCAGAGAAUCGAAAGCAAUAUGUGGCGCAGCUGAUGCAGGGCGUACGCUUGGGAUUAAUGACACCGAAGUGCUUCAUGGAGGAGGUGAAAGAGCAUCCGUAUGUGCUGCAGUGCGAGGACGCUAAGCCAUUGAUUGUGGAGACAUUUAAGUUUAUUUCAAAUUUAUAUGUGCCAUUUCGUAUGCCAUUUUCGAAAAAGCUCAUCACACCACCUCUAGCCAUGCCAAGGCUGCCGCAUGAAGUCAUCUUUGCCAUAGGUGGUUGGAGCGGCGGUACUUCGAAGGGCUGCAUCGAAACUUAUGACACGCGUGCUGACCGUUGGGUGAAUAUACCAGCCGAAGAUCCAGCUGGGCCGCGUGCCUAUCACGGCACUGCUGUUAUCGGUUUCAAAAUAUAUUCGAUUGGUGGCUAUGACGGUGUCGAAUAUUUUAACACUUGUCGUGUCUUUGAUGCGGUACGAAAGAACUGGAAAGAGAUUGCACCAAUGCACUGCCGCCGUUGCUAUGUCAGCGUCGCUGAGCUUAACGGUCUUAUCUACGCAAUUGGCGGUUACGAUGGCCAUAAUCGCUUAAACACGGUCGAGCGUUAUAAUCCGAAGGCGAAUCAGUGGACCGUUAUAACGCCGAUGAAUAUGCAAAGAUCUGACGCAAGCGCAUGCACGUUGAAGGGGAAAAUUUAUGCAACUGGUGGCUUUAACGGGCAAGAGUGUUUGGAUAGCGCUGAAUACUACGAUCCGGUCAGCAACAACUGGACGCGUAUACCCAAUAUGAAUCAUCGUCGUUCAGGCGUAUCCUGUGUGGCUUUUCGUGGUCAACUAUAUGUGAUUGGCGGUUUCAAUGGCACUGCUCGGCUGUCCACCGGCGAACGCUACGAUCCUGAUACGCAGUCUUGGUCAUUUAUACAUGAAAUGAAUCAUUCUCGCAGCAAUUUCGGACUUGAAAUAAUAGACGAUAUGAUUUUUGCCAUUGGUGGUUUCAAUGGCGUAUCCACAAUAUCACAUACUGAAUGCUAUGUUGCUGAAACCGAUGAGUGGAUGGAGGCCACUGACAUGAAUGUAGUACGAUCGGCUCUCACAGCAAACAAUGUCGCCGGUCUUCCAAAUAAACGUGACUAUAUACAUAAAGAUCGCGAUCGUUUGAUGGAGGAGCGUCGUCAGCGUCUGUUAGCAAGCACCAUGGCACGCGAUGCGGAAACCAUCUCCGUGUCGAAUGCCUCAGUUGAGGUGCAAGACGCCACUAUGGACGACUACGACAGCCCAAACGAGGAUGAUGAUACCGACGAUGAGGAAGAUGCAGCUACAAUGGAUGCUGUAGCAGCCGCAGCACUAAGACCUGCAAUUGAGGAUCAGCAAGAAGAUAUGCGGCCCGAUCCAAAUCAUCGAUUUCGCAUGCAGUUGAGCUCGCAACGUUUCGGUUCGCAUCAUGAAAUACGACGACGAUCCUAAGACAAUGCAUGCAAAAGAAAACAGAAAAAAAUAUCUAUGACUGAAAGCAAUGACAAAGCUUUAAUUCAAAUGUGACAAAAAAAAAAAAUUAAACAUAAUUGAGAAAUUCGUUGUAAUGAGUGAGUGAGUGCAAAGCUUAAGUGGUCAAUUUGAAAAUGAAUAUACCGGAAGGGGAAGAGUGAAAUGAAAGAGAAAUUCAUUGACGAACCAUGACUACCGUGAAUCUAAUGGAAAUGGAUAUGUCAUAUUAAACUAAUGAGGAAAGGAACUUAUUUAUAACAAAAUUUUUGGGCUUAACAGUAGUAACAGAUGGAUUGCUUCCGUAGCGGAGCGUUCAGUGGGUGAAUAAUCAAGUGAAAUGAUGAACGAUUGAAUUCGUGUGACUAAACUGAGUAAAGGAAUUACCGAUGAGCAAAAAAUAUGAAUUUUAUUACCGUUUUUUUUUAAUUACACAAUUUUGGCAUUUGAAUGUAAUUUUUACAAAAUUUUUUCGCAAUUGUACUAAAUUUUAUUUAGUGAUAUUUAAAACAUCAAAAUUAAUAAAUGUUUGGUAGCUUAAAAAACUA
Molecule: messenger RNA, 3415 nt
Organism: Anastrepha ludens (Mexican fruit fly)
Lineage: Eukaryota; Metazoa; Arthropoda; Insecta; Diptera; Tephritidae
Gene: klhl10
Product: kelch-like protein 10
Exons: 9
Coding region: 639-2849 (736 amino acids)
Molecular function (GO): protein binding
Source: RefSeq, a predicted model, not a curated record